AUGGGAGAGAUCAAGAUUCUUGCAGAUGAACUAGCUACCUCAGGCUCCCCUCUUAGCAGUGAAGAAUUAACAAUUAAAGUUCUUAGUGGUUUGGGACCUGAGUACAAAGAGAUCUCUGCAGCCAUUCGUACCCGUGACGCACCAAUAAGCUUUGAGGAACUCUACGACAAGCUACUUGGACAUGAAGUCUUCCUCAAACAUGAAGAUGCCAAGAAGGAACAACUAAUCAUCACUGCUCAACUCAAUCAGAGGAAUUCCACAAACUUGGGAAGCAGAUCGCGUAAUAACUACAACACCAAUCACAAAUCGUUUCCCAUGAAUGGACAACCCAACAUCAAUAAUCAGUAUAGACAACAAAAUGAAAAUCCAUCAAGGCGGUCUAAUAAUCAUUGCAUUCAAUGUCAACUCUGUGAUAAAUUUGGACAUAUAGCCAAAGUUGGCCGAUCAAGAUCUCACCCUGUUGUUGAAAUGCAAGCGAAUUUUGUUGCUCGCACUAACACCCCAAAUAGUCGGUGGGUGAUUGUCUUAGGCGCUUCGCACUACAUGACAAAUGAUCCACAAAAUCUUGCGUCAAUAUCAGACUUCUCUGCAUCGGAUGAGAUUAUCAUUGGUGACGGAUCUGAGAACGGGGGCAUCACUUCUUCAAGGCCGGAAUAA
Molecule: messenger RNA, 657 nt
Organism: Nicotiana tabacum (common tobacco)
Lineage: Eukaryota; Viridiplantae; Streptophyta; Magnoliopsida; Solanales; Solanaceae
Source: RefSeq, a predicted model, not a curated record